Molecule: messenger RNA, 1047 nt
Organism: Exophiala aquamarina CBS 119918
Lineage: Eukaryota; Fungi; Ascomycota; Eurotiomycetes; Chaetothyriales; Herpotrichiellaceae
Exons: 1
Coding region: 1-1047 (348 amino acids)
Biological process (GO): mitochondrial respiratory chain complex I assembly; iron-sulfur cluster assembly
Cellular component (GO): mitochondrion
Molecular function (GO): ATP-dependent FeS chaperone activity; 4 iron, 4 sulfur cluster binding; ATP binding
Source: RefSeq, a predicted model, not a curated record
AUGUCAUCUAUCCAGGAAACUCGUCUUGCCCAAUCGCGUUCUCUGCGACCGUUCCUCCCACGCUCAUCGACAUCUUCCUACUCACUUCGUGCACGAAUAUCUGACCCCGAAGCAAAACAGGGUCUCCCCAAAAAGCCGGCACCAGGCCGCCCUUGGCCAGCACCCACAAUCCCACGGGCACAACGAGGCCUUCCCCAAAAACGAAGGAUACCAAAUGUAUCACACAUCAUCGCUGUCUCCAGCGCCAAAGGAGGCGUGGGCAAAUCGACCCUGGCAGUGAACCUGGCGCUCUCGUUUUCACGGCACGGCGUGCGCACAGGGAUCCUCGACACCGAUAUCUUCGGGCCCUCGAUCCCGACCCUUCUUGGACUCAGCGACGCAGGGGAACCGAAGCUGUCUGACAAAAGCCAACUCCUCCCGCUGGUCAGCUACGGCCUGAAGAGCAUGAGCAUGGGAUAUCUGCUACCCAGCGAGGAUGCGCCGGUGGCGUGGCGCGGGCUGAUGGUUAUGAAGGCCCUGCAACAGCUGUUGCACGAGGUGGACUGGGCGCAGCCAGCGCCGUUGGAUCUGCUCGUGCUCGACCUCCCGCCCGGCACGGGCGAUGUCCAGUUGACCAUUGGGCAGCAAGUGGAGCUGGACGGCGCGGUCAUCGUCUCCACGCCCCAGGACAUCGCCCUCAAGGACGCCGUCAAGGGCGUCGCCAUGUUCCGCAAAAUGGGUAUCGACGUGCUCGGUCUCGUCCAGAACAUGAGCGUCUUCGUCUGCCCGCAUUGCCACAACGAGACCCGCGUCUUUGCGCGGAGCGGCCACCAGCACGGAAAUGGGCACCGGCCGAUGGGACUAGGAGGGGCAGAAGCGCAAGCACAAGCCCUGGGCAUCGACUUCCUAGGCGAUGUUCCCCUCGACCCCAACAUCUGCGCGGACGCCGACAGCGGCAUGCCGACCGUCGUUGCUGAAGAAGCGAGCGGCCAGAAACUGAAUUCCAAGUACUACGAGGACAUUGCCGAGAAGGUGGCCAAGAAAAUCGGCUUGAGCUGCUGGACCUGA